Linum trigynum is the source of this 339-nucleotide messenger RNA. Lineage: Eukaryota; Viridiplantae; Streptophyta; Magnoliopsida; Malpighiales; Linaceae. The record is from the annotation of a GenBank genome assembly.
AUGCCGCGUCGCCCGGCCACCACUGCGGGAUCGGCCUGGACCUUCUUCCUCCUUGACCAGGUGUUCACUUACUUGAUCCUGGCGGCAGCUGCUGUCUCGGCCGAGGUGCUCUACCUUGCUGACAAGGGCGACCUUGACAUUACGUGGAGCGCGGUCUGUGGCUCGUUUGGUGUGUUCUGCCACAAGGCCAUGGCCUCCUUGGUCCUGACAUUCGUCGUGGUUCUCUUCUUCAUUGCGAUCUCGCUUGUCUCGUCCUACAAGCUGUUCAGUAGGUUCGAUGCCCCUGUGCGCAGCUGCCCUGCUGCUGCAAAGGGAGGGCUCGAGAUUACUGCGUUUUAG